GUUCUUUUUCUACGAUGAAAACCGCGACCCAUGGCGUGUGAAAGUCCGAGACUGUUUGGACAGCAAGAAGAUGGGGUAUGAUUACGAACCGAAAGCCACACCAUGGCGUAACUUUAAGCCAGGGAAAAAGACCACACCGGGCAAGGUGAAUCUACGUUCAGUUAAGCCAGCCAGCAAGGUAUUCCCACUCUCAAAUCUGGACAGAGCAAUUUGCUUUAGCAUAGAGAGGCCAGCUACAUCAAGGAGUCAGCAGGAGAAAGAUGAAUUUGAGGAGGUGCUAACAUUCAAGAAUUUAAAGUAUGAUGAUAGCAAGUAUAUAAAGUUUGAUGUGUUCGUCAAUGCAGACAAGACUGUGAAUGCAGAUGACAUUGACAAGAAAGAAUAUGCAGGGAGCUAUACCAGCUUGCCACAUGUUCAUGGACCUAAUAGUGGCAAUCAUGCGGUUGAAGUACAAGAAUUCAAGCUAGCCAUCACUGAACUGCUAGAGGACUGUGGUUUGGAAGAUGAAGACAUUAUUGCGGUAACUGUGGUUCCAAAGACGGGGGGCGAAGUGGUCAGCAUCAACAGUGUGUUGAUUGAACUUAAGGAUUGUUAUUAAUUAAGUCCAAAUGUAUGUAUGUAUGUGUGUCUUAGGGGUCCUUCCUUUGAUGCAUCACAUAAAAUAAUGCAUGCAUUAACAUGUGUAUUAAUAAUACCUUGUUUGAUAUACUUUUUGAACUUAUGCAUUAGUUAUGCAAACAUUAGUUAUACAUCCUAUUUGUAUUAUCCUAUGUAUAACUAAUACAUAAGAAGCCAUGGUAUUAACAAUG
Nicotiana tabacum (common tobacco) is the source of this 809-nucleotide messenger RNA. RefSeq names its product polyphenol oxidase E, chloroplastic. The record is from RefSeq and is a predicted model, not a curated record. Gene Ontology annotation, biological process: pigment biosynthetic process. Gene Ontology annotation, molecular function: catechol oxidase activity. NCBI's taxonomy places the organism in Eukaryota, Viridiplantae, Streptophyta, Magnoliopsida, Solanales, Solanaceae.